This is a messenger RNA of Haliotis rubra (blacklip abalone), 1366 nucleotides long. Its product is annotated as rho-related GTP-binding protein RhoA-B-like. NCBI's taxonomy places the organism in Eukaryota, Metazoa, Mollusca, Gastropoda, Lepetellida, Haliotidae. The coding region runs from base 135 to 764 and encodes 209 amino acids. The record is from RefSeq and is a predicted model, not a curated record. The transcript has 3 exons. Gene Ontology annotation, molecular function: GTP binding; GTPase activity. Gene Ontology annotation, biological process: small GTPase-mediated signal transduction.
AGCUAUUUUCGGCCGUAUGGCGGUAGCAUAUAUACCACGGCGACAGAGCGAUGUGGGAUUAAUGUCCGACGACGACGACCAGGCUGGGACAGCUGUACCGAUGUAUUACCUACCUUGGAUUAGAUAGCAGAAAUAUGUUUCGCUGUGUUAAACCAUUAGAGGUUGAGGAGGGUCACCCCGUCAUCCGGAAGAAGCUGGUGGUUGUUGGUGAUGGGGAGUGUGGCAAGACCUGCCUCCUAUAUAGAUUCAACAAGGGAGUGUUCCACACCAACGGCUACCUCCCCACCGUCUUCGACUCCGACGUCACAGAAGUAAUCUAUAAAAAUAAAACAGUUAAACUGUCGCUGUUCGACACGGCCGGGCAAGAAGACUAUGAUCGUCUGCGCCCCAUCUGUUACCCGGAUACUGAUGUGAUUCUCGUCUGCUUCUCCGUGGACAACCCAGACAGUCUCCAGAACGUGGAACACACGUGGGUGCCGGAAGUCCGAGAUUUCUGCGGGAAUGUACCCAUCCUACUUGUAGGCACCAAGUCGGACCUGAGGGAGGACUAUGAAAAUGCCAAUGUUACCUGUAUAAAGCAGGGGCCGGUGAAGUAUCGAGAAGGAAUGGCAAUGGCUGCCAGAAUAGGAGCUACUGGAUACCUGGAGUGCUCUUCUAAGACAAAUGAAGGUGUAAGACAAGUAUUUGAGAACGCCAUUUCGUCGUCAAUGACGUCCAAAAAAGGUCGGAAACUGUUUCGAAGAUUCCGGAAGAGAGGUAACUGAUAUUCAUGUUGUUUGGAUAAAGUUCUUGUUUUGGAAAUGGCCAAAGGUGUUUGAGUUUCGGGCGAUUCCAAACGCCCUUGUGUCCUGAAGAUGAGACGCUGGCGAUAAUGGUGGUGUCAAAAAUGGCAACACGGUGCUUCGUCGGAUCGAAACAGAACCGUUUCCUGUCUUGUCAGAUACACAGACCGCAGCCAGUCAAGUGUGGAAGAAACAACGCUGAGUGUGACAAAUCCAUAAUAUUCUGACGUGCUCACUGACACGCUCUACAGCUCACCGAAUAUGACAGUGUGUGGAGUUUGAUUCGCACGUUUAUGAUAGACCAAAGGAAGGCAUGCUUGGAAUCCUUGAUGCAACAGACUCCGUGAUUGUUAAAUGCACUCAUUGACUAUAUGAUCUCGUUCACUUAUUAUUGAAAUAUGUUUGCAUUUGUGCUUCAAGACCUUUUCAACGAAAACAGCAAAAAACAAACGGAAUUUGAAUUAUCCUUGUUUGCGUUGUUGUUGGCUGUAAACGUGUUAUACAUGUAUUCCCGAUGGAGGACGUUAUAUUUAUACAACCACACCCGUUUUACACUACACUUUGAAUAAAUAAUUUAUUAAACU